AUAGUUUCAGACUUACAACAGAUUUAUUCGCCGGUUCCAAAUUUAAAGACAAACGGAUGGGGAUGGUCCGUCAGGACACGGGUGGUGCCCGGAAAAAAGAAAGAGCAGACCGCAAAUCUUUGACUAUUUUGCAGAGGGAUAUGCCGUUUGUAAGAGAUCUUGUAAAUAUCAUACUAUCGGAAUGAGGCCCCAUGACAAUGAAAUGGAAAAUCCUUGGCACAUGACUGUCAUGGUGGAAAAUCGCGGGUGAACAAAAGUCCUGGAUUGUGCGUUUAGCAUGACCGGCUUCGAGCUCUCUCCCCUGGCACCAAUACUGCCUAUUGUAGGAACAGUGAACCAGGCAAAUUUGUGUCAGCUAUUACUCACAACACUUAUAAUUCGAAUAGAAAUUUAUUCAAGAGCCAUUGAAUCACAAGUGGUAUGGGAAACGAUUUCUAUGGGAAUUGUCAUUUUUGGGAGGAUGGGCAAGCGAGGAACCCUUUAUCGGGUCACGUCUUCCGGGAGACCCCUGCUGAGUUUGCCUAACCAGACUACUCCCUACUUUUCUGAGGAGAAUUUACCUAUUCCCACAGUUCACUUUUACAACCUACGCCAGUAUGCACUCCAUGCAUAUCGGGUAUACGAUGACGAACCCGUAUAACUGGACAAGCAUUUACUCUAGUUCAGCCAUACAACAUGAAAAGAUUAUCCGAACCCCACGAAUGAUACCAUACCCACUAGAGAUACAUAUCCACUAAACUCUACAAAGACUUAGUACAAAGUUAAAUAAUCGAAUCGAG
Messenger RNA from Babjeviella inositovora NRRL Y-12698, 779 nucleotides. RefSeq lists its product as uncharacterized. The coding region runs from base 278 to 640 and encodes 120 amino acids. The transcript has a single exon. The record is from RefSeq and is a predicted model, not a curated record. Lineage: Eukaryota; Fungi; Ascomycota; Pichiomycetes; Serinales.